Messenger RNA from Trichobilharzia szidati, 1196 nucleotides. Lineage: Eukaryota; Metazoa; Platyhelminthes; Trematoda; Strigeidida; Schistosomatidae. The record is from the annotation of a GenBank genome assembly.
CCUAUAUUCGUGGUACAUAGAAUAUGCCGCCAGCAUUGCAAUGCAUUUGUGAAAUAUGCUGUUGCGGUCGUCACAAAUGUCCUCACCGACCAAAAGCAAUAGUACCUUGGGGACCAUGUGUUAUGUCAGAAUAUUCAGCACAGUAUCAUCCCCAUUGUAUAUCUCCAGAAAGUUCAAUAAAGCCACAUGCAAAUAAUUUGUUUGCUAGCAGUGAGCCUGUAUCGGAUAAAACUACUCAUAGGAUUGAUUAUGCAUCACAUGGUAUUUGUGAACCACCACGCGUUUAUAAGCCAUCGCCAUAUGUACCACCGAAAGGAAAAAUGGAAGAUACAACAUGCUAUCGAAAUGAUUUUAUUCCAAAGUUAUGUCCUCCACCAGAAAUAAUUAAACCAGUUGAACGAAUGGGAUGUUCAGCAAAAUUCGAUGGAAAUCCAACCUAUAGAAGUGAUUAUCGUCCAUGGGAUGUAAAACCAAAUGUUCCAGUUAAACCAAAAUAUGAAAAAUCCCAACUGCCGAAAUUUGAUGCUCAACCAACUUAUCGCCAAGAGUAUAUACCACAUUGUAUGCAAAAAACUGAGAGUUUUAAACCAGUAAAUUUACCAAAAGUAUACGAUGAACCAUUUAAAGGUGAUACAAUCUAUCGUACAGAAUAUGUAACUCAACCAAUCCAACCAAAAACACCACCAAAACCACAAACAAUAGCUAAAUCAACUGUACCAUUAGAUACUUUGACAACAUUUCGUAAAGAUUUUACACCAAAAGAAAUAUGUCUAAAUCCAUCUUAUAAACCUAGUCAACAACUGGUCACCUCUAAAGAUCCAAUAAGUAAAUUAACAACAAAUCGUAUCGACUUUAAAGAUUGGGGUUGUCAACCACCAGAGCGUACUGCAGCUCCACCAUAUCAACCAAUGCAAGGCGAUAGAUAUCUUGAUAGUACAUACAGAAGUGAUUAUUCUGAAAAACCAAUUUGUCCGCCAACUGUAAUUAAACCAAUUGAAAUACCAAAAUGUGAUGCUAAAUUUGAUGAUACUACAAAUUAUCGUAAUGAUUAUGUCCCAUGGAAUACUAAAGCUGAACAUGUCAAAAAACACGCUACUUGGACACCACCAACUAUCCCACUGGAUAAGGAUACAACAAAUAGAAAUACUUCGUCAUAUGAGUUUGUGAUGAAUAUUUGUGAUUUUAAGAAUAAUUAA